AUGGCCACGGGCGAGCUGACGGAGCUGGAGAUGGCCAUCGAGAAGAUCGUCACUGUCUUCUUCACCUACGCGGGGAAGGAGGGCAAGAAGGGCACGCUGACGGCCAGCGAGUUCAAGGAGCUCGUCCAGCUCCAGCUGCCCAACCUGAUGAAGGAUGUCCCCUCCCUGGAGGAGAAGAUGAGCGAGCUGGACGUGAACAACGACGAGGAGCUGAAAUUCGGCGAGUACUGGCGGCUGAUUGGGGAGCUGGCGAAGGCCAUGCGGAGGGAGAAAGCAGGGAAGAAGAAGUGA
This is a messenger RNA of Eurypyga helias (sunbittern), 291 nucleotides long. RefSeq names its product S100 calcium binding protein A13 (gene S100A13). Gene Ontology annotation, cellular component: perinuclear region of cytoplasm. The record is from RefSeq and is a predicted model, not a curated record. Bases 1 to 291 code for a protein of 96 amino acids. Gene Ontology annotation, molecular function: RAGE receptor binding. The transcript is spliced from 2 exons. Gene Ontology annotation, biological process: positive regulation of canonical NF-kappaB signal transduction; positive regulation of cell population proliferation. NCBI's taxonomy places the organism in Eukaryota, Metazoa, Chordata, Aves, Eurypygiformes, Eurypygidae.